GCCGCUACCCAGCUCCUAGAGUUGAUGAAGGACGUGCAAGACGAGUUGCCGCUGCUCAGAGCUGUGUUUAGCCCUCAUGAUAACCCGUCCUCGCCUAUGACAUGAGGAGCAAGAUUGUUGAGGCUGGCAAAAAGGGCAAAUAUGCACGCCUGCCUUCUAAACAGCAUCAUAUCCAGCCAACCCCCCACACCCCGAAACCCACAGCAUUCAUCCACGACCACCUCUACAUGGACUGCUGCACGCACCCUUCCCACCUCGUCCAGCGCGGCCAGUUCCUGAGCUGCGGCCCCAGCCCUAUCGCAUACGCCUUCCCGAUCAGCUACCGCAGCAGCACAUUGCAUGCUGAUAUCAGGGUCCUGAUUAUGUCGAGUUGGGUGGAGGAUGUCGAGGGUGUGAAAAAGGGGAGCUGGAGGAAGCGUAAAUGGAGAAGGAGAGGGAAAUGUUACUUUGGAGGGGGUUGAAUGCGGGGAUUCAUCAUAGGAAUGAGAAGCCUUGGCGGCGCAGAUGGGACGCUCGAUGGAUCUUGUUCCUUGUUCUCCUCCUUUCUACCACUCUGCAUCCGAGAACUAUAGACGUCUCCUUCACAGACCCUCAAAAAAUCAAUCGUGAACCAUACGAUGAUGGAUAUGGCAUUCUCUGGAGAACCGCGUCAGUGUGAGGUGGAGGAAAGGUAGGAGUGGAGGCGGGCAUUAAGGAGGCUGGGAGGUACAAGCAUGUCUUUGGUGUGGAUGUGAACGGCUGGUCGACUCGGGUCAAGAGGCCCAUGAAGAGUAAUUUGGUUGUGUUCAAGUC
This is a messenger RNA of Suillus plorans, 792 nucleotides long. RefSeq lists its product as uncharacterized. Bases 102 to 461 code for a protein of 119 amino acids. The transcript is spliced from 3 exons. The record is from RefSeq and is a predicted model, not a curated record. NCBI's taxonomy places the organism in Eukaryota, Fungi, Basidiomycota, Agaricomycetes, Boletales, Suillaceae.